CAGUGGGAUUUGGGCAGGGGAGGAGGCGUCUCCCGGAGCCGCACACCCUGUUGAUUAGUCAGCGCGGGUAUGGUGUAUCUAGUCCCCGCAGGAGGGGAGCGACAACCAGAGCAGCAACUGCAGCCAAAGUGGCCUGGAGAGGAGACUCGCAACUCCGGCCAGCAGCCGCAGCAUGAACCCGAGCAGCUGAGGACAGUGCACUAGAGCCUGCACUGCAGAGAGCGGCCGCCCCUGGAGCCCCCAGCCCUGCUGUCUCCCCCUGCACGGGGCCGGGGGAAGAAGAUGGAGCUGGCACCCCCGCCGGGGCUGAAGGAUGUGAAGUGGAGCUCGGCCUCGUUCCCCUUGGACUUGCUGGUCAGCUCUUACCGGCUGCCUCAGCUCGUCAGGCUGGAGAGCGGGGAAAACAUUGAAGGCCUGCGGGAGAAUGACUAUCUCUUGAUUCACUCAUGCCGGCAGUGGACAACCAUCACAGCCCACAGUUUAGAAGAGGGACAUUACGUCAUUGGGCCGAAGAUUGAGAUUCCUGUGCACUAUGGAGGACAGUUUAAAUUGCUGGAGCAAGACCGGGAUAUUAAGGAGCCAGUGCAGUAUUUUAACAGUGUGGAGGAGGUGGCUAAAGCAUUUCCUGAGCGGGUCUACGUCAUGGAGGAAAUAACAUUCAACGUCAAGGUCGCUUCAGGAGAGUGCAAUGAAGACACAGAAGUGUAUAACAUCACGUUGUGCACUGGAGAUGAACUUACCUUAAUGGGCCAGGCUGAGAUUCUUUAUGCAAAAACAUCCAAGGAGAAGUCACGUCUGAAUACCAUAUUUAAGAAAAUUGGAAAAUUGAACUCAAUCAGCAAAUUGGGGAAAGGCAAAAUGCCUUGCUUAAUAUGCAUGAAUCACAGAACUAAUGAAAGCAUCAGCCUUCCAUUUCAGUGCAAAGGGAGGUUUAGCACACGCAGUCCUCUAGAGCUUCAGAUGCAAGACGGAGAGCAUACUAUCCGUAACAUUGUGGAGAAGACACGACUGCCUGUGAAUGUGACCGUGCCUAGCCCCCCUCCCCGUAACCCAUAUGAUCUUCACUUUAUACGCGAGGGACAUCGCUACAAAUUUGUCAAUAUACAAACUAAGACGGUCGUUGUUUGUUGUGUGCUCCGAGCUGGUAAAAUCAUUCCCAUGCAUUUUCCAUUACACUUAUCUGUCCCAACAUUUAGCCUACCCGAAAACAUAGCAAAAGGAGAAAUGUGGGAGGAGUCUGUGGUACAAGCUUGGUACAACGUAUGCCAAGAGCAGUUUGAUAUAGAGGAAUAUUCCCGUGCGGUGAGGGACGUAAAAGCAGACUGGAAUGAAGAAUGCAAGAGCCCUAAGAAGAGUUACUGCUCUGGACAUAGUCACAUACCAAACUCCCUCAGUUACGCCCGUGAUGAACUGACCCAGUCCUUUCAUAGGCUUUCAGUCUGUGUUUACGGGAACAAUCUUCAUGGAAACAGUGAGGUGAACCUACACGGCUGUCGAGACCUCUGUGGGGAUUGGUCUAUGUUCCCUCAAGAUUCUUCUCAGUUCCAGGACUCUGGUGACAGUGGUAGUGACUACCUUUUCCCUGAAAUGGGCGAGGAAUCUAUAGGUUUACCUACCAAGCCAGAGCUUCCCUAUGAGGAGCUCUGGUUAGAAUUGGGAAAUGGGAAACAUGGGGGACAGCCCCUAACCCGAUCACAAAGCGAGAAGAACAAAUGUGAUCCUUUCCGAAGUUCAUUGCAUUCCAAGUGUGGCACAUCCUCCCUCUCAUCUCCUGGAUGUCUACUGACAAGCAAAUGUUCGGAUAUAUCUUUACCUCCACCUCCAGUGCCUCCCAAAUCUGAAGCUGUGAAGGAAGAAUGCAGACUGCUGAAUGCUCCACCUGUGCCUCCUCGCAGUUCCAAACCAUCGUCCCCCACCCCAUCUGUUCCUCCGCCAACAGGAAAAAUGGCACGGCAGCAAACCCGCUCUCCCAGUCCUACGCUUUCCUACUAUUCCUCAGGGCUGCACAGCAUUGGUGUUGCAGAAAAUGAAGUUGCAAGCUCUUCAGACAAUGCCCAGGUUUCAUGUUACCCCUGUAACUGGAUCAAGAAUGAGUCAAAUGAUCUCGAGAGCAAGUUGCCUUGUGGGUUAACAGCUUCUGAAAUCCCUCCUUCUCGACUAUCCUGGCCUAACCGUUACUGUGGUGGGGCUGAAGGUAUGAACACAAAUGACCUGCUUGCGGACCAGUGCCGCAGUUAUUACAGCUAUCCACGACAAAAGACACCAGCCACACCAAAGAAAAAUUUUCCAGCUCCGUUUGACUUUAGUGGGAUUGAUCCUUUAAAUGGUUGCACACAGGGCAAACCAAGCGAAUUUCCUGACGUAGCUGCAGGUUGUCCAAAGUCAGCCAGCUACUCAUUGGACACCUCAUCGGACAAAAUUGUCCCUGACAACAGCACAAGACAAAGUAUGUCGUGUCCUGCGUUACCCCCGCGGGCACCGAAGACAAGUGAGGUAAACCCUGUCCUCGAACCCCUCUGUAUUUCUAUGAAAAUUGAUGGAGCAGAAGAAGGUUCUCAGACUUGCUCUCCUGAUAUUACAGAAGAGCAUUAUUUGGCUAAAAAGGGCAUGCAGGACAUUUUCUCCAUUUCAUACCCAUUCUCUUCUCCACUACACAUGCAACUAGCACCAAGGUCAUGUGGAGAUGGCUCUCCUUGGCAGCCUCCAUCUGACCUCUCAGGAUUGUCCAUUGAAGAGGUAUCAAAAUCCCUUCGAUUUAUUGGGCUAUCAGAAGAUGUUGUCUCCUUCUUUGUCUCGGAAAAGAUUGAUGGUAAUUUACUUGUCCAGCUUACAGAUGAGAUACUUUCUGAGGAUUUUAAGUUUAGCAAACUCCAGGUUAAAAAAUUAAUGCAAUUUAUAAAUGGUUGGAGGCCUAAGAUGUAAGACUCAAGGUGUUACAAAAGGUACUGAACAAACGUAUGAGCGCCCUCGGCACAAGUGCCGUUCUUUGUACAAUCUGAAAUUAUUUUGCACUAAGAGAAUAAUCGUGGCUGUAUAUAGUCCUACAAAAGAAGAAAUUCUUACUAUGCAGUGAAAGGUACGAGCUGUAGUUGUAUCACUUAGUACUGUACAUUAAUGCAAACCUUUAUGAGAACACUCACAGGGUGCCUUGUGCAUCACUGACCACUGAGCGGCUGCUACAAAUUGGUUCGAAACAUUAAAGGGAAUUUUACAUUAUAGGCUUCAUGUUAAAAAAAUAUAAUAUAUUACUUACUAGCCAAAGCUUACAAUAUAGUUAUGUUAUCUCAUUUUAGACCAGAAUAAAUUAAAACCAUUGACAGCCCUUUGCCCCUCCCCCUUCCAAAGUAAUAUGAAGGAACACUUCUGUAUGCAAUUCCCUGCACAUGCAAAAAAAAAACACUAUUCCAUGUGUAUGGGUUUUACUAAAGAACGUCCAAAAAACCUUGGACAUCGCACUAAAGGUCACAGGUUCCAGCUUUCAUGUACAUGAUGUGCAAUGUGAUGAUCUAUUUCCUGUCUUGAGACAAGUGCAUGAUCAAUAAAACUUAUAGAAUUUGGCAUUGUAACUCCACACCGGAUACAGAUGUAACCGAUCCGAGUGCAACAUCUGCUGUAUUAUGUGCUGAAGUAAUAUGGAGAAUCUUAUUGUUGCCUUUAUUACCAAUGUUUUAUAUGUUCCAGUGAAUUCAGUCAAGAUGAAGAUAACCUUGUUACCUGGUGUUAGUGUUUAUGCAAAUAACUUGCCUCAAGGUCUGAUAUGGACGUGGGCUCUUACUGACCAAUAUCCAUAGACCUACAUCCUCCCCAUUCCUAUAUUCAUCUGUGAAGUCAUUCGCAAUCUGACGUUUUGCACUUGUGUUGCCUGAGUGGCCCAGCUUAAGGAUGGCCCCGUUCUUAAGAAACUGUUUGUUUUAUUCCAGCUUCCGAAGGAUGAGCCUCAAACGGUCAAGUACAGUUUUUAUGAUGAAGCUUCUUUUAAAUCCUAUUUUUUUUUUUAUAAAAUGUAAGUCCCAGAACAAAACCACUUCUUGAGACGUAGAAAGCUCUUAUUGUGGUAAAGCUAUGGACAUUCAUGUAUGUUUUGUGUAUCUCAAUAUGUAUAAUAUAUAAAGUUAUUUUCA
Bufo gargarizans (Asiatic toad) is the source of this 4121-nucleotide messenger RNA. It is a transcript of the gene GAREM1, whose product is annotated as GRB2 associated regulator of MAPK1 subtype 1. Bases 283 to 2922 code for a protein of 879 amino acids. Gene Ontology annotation, molecular function: proline-rich region binding. The record is from RefSeq and is a predicted model, not a curated record. NCBI's taxonomy places the organism in Eukaryota, Metazoa, Chordata, Amphibia, Anura, Bufonidae. Gene Ontology annotation, biological process: epidermal growth factor receptor signaling pathway; cellular response to epidermal growth factor stimulus. The transcript has 6 exons.